UCCGGCGUGUGACCGACCUCGCGUCCUCAACCGAAAGCCGAGCAACUGACGAGUUGGGUAUUCGUUCUCCGAGUUUUGGGACGUUUCAGAGACAUAGUCAUGGUUUUCGAGAGGAAAAUGCUCACGUACGGGGACCCCGACGACGAGGAGGAAGAUGCACCUGCUGAGGAAGAGGAGGAAGAGGAAGAAGAAGAGGAAGAGAUGGUGGACCCUUUAGAAACAAUACGAGCCAAGUGUGAGGAGACUGAACACUGUGUGCACUACAGAGAGCGUCUGGAGUUGUGUGAAGCUCGCGUCAGUUCAAAAUCCAACACUGUGGAGGACUGCACAGAAGAACUCUUUGACUUUCUGCAUGCACGGGACCAUUGUGUUUCACACAAGCUGUUCCAUAACGUGAAAUGACCUGCCUGCCCCACAGAAUCUGUUUAGCUGCUAUAAUUGUAAAGUAAUCAGUUAUCGCUUAUGAAGUCUGUUCUCCAUCCCACCCCUUGUAUACAGUGCAUGCUUGUCAGGAUCAGGAACACUAUUGGCAUUGUGAAUCACUUUUACUGUGGAUUAUUACAGCCUACAGUUAGUGCAAAAAAAGAGUCCAGACUGUCAUUACAACGUGGUCGCAUCAUAUGCAAAAGCAGGUAUGCUGCUCCAGUAAUGGAGUUUACCUCAGGUUUGGUCAUGGAUUCAUUGUUCUGACCAGAAAAUAAAGAUCUUCUUUGGUUCCCA
Molecule: messenger RNA, 720 nt
Organism: Amphiprion ocellaris (clown anemonefish)
Lineage: Eukaryota; Metazoa; Chordata; Actinopteri; Pomacentridae
Product: cytochrome b-c1 complex subunit 6, mitochondrial
Exons: 4
Coding region: 100-402 (100 amino acids)
Biological process (GO): mitochondrial electron transport, ubiquinol to cytochrome c
Source: RefSeq, a predicted model, not a curated record